CCUCCUGCCAAUCCGCCGCCGCCCUCCCCACUCCUCUCCCCCCUGCUUGCCGCCCCAUGCGUCAGCUGGCUGCCACUGCCGCGAAAACCGGAAACUACCAGCCGCAGGACCAUCACCGCCAGCACCAGACCAGACCUGUGGGAGGCACGGCACGGCACGGCAGGCAACUCACCGGCGAAGCAAAAGCUUGAGGAGCACGCGGCUUGCUGUCUUCCCCAACGGCCUCCCCGCCCCUAUAUAUACCUCCCGCGCGCUUCCCGCCUCUCUCCGUCACCCGCUCCAUUCCCCGGCUAGCCAGAGGCUUCUCUGCUGAAGACAAAGAAGGCAAGCUAGCUAGAGAGAGAUGAGACCGGAGAGAGGAGCGGCGGCGGAGCUAAUGGCGGGCGGCGUCGCGCGGCCGAUGAGCCUGUGGCGGACUCCGACGCCGUACCUCUUCCUGGGCUUCGCCUUCAUGAUGGGGCUCAUCGCGGUGGCGCUGCUCGUGCUCAUCUGCACGCGCCCCAAGCCCUCGUCGCGCCGCGGGGACGACGAGGAGCGGGCGGCGUCGUCCUCCUCGGUGCGUGUCGUCCUCGCGCAGCUCGACCGGGAGGCGCCCAAGGUCGUCGUCGUCAUGGCCGGCGACGCCCUGCCAUCCUUCCUCGCCAGCGCCAGGCCGCUCGUCGUGCCCGCCCCCGCCGCCGCCGCCGCCGCUGUCGCACGUGGCGCCGGGGCGCCUGAGGGCGCCGCGGCCGUGUAAGCUCUCGCGCGCGCGCGAUCCAGCACCCCGCGUACGUGGCGAAGCGAGCGGCGACGCGGGGCCAAUUUUUUCGAGAGAUUUUUUUUCCUUUUUUGUUUGUUUUGAUUGGAGUGCGGUGCGGUGGCGUCAGCCGUGGUGAGAGCGCCCAGCCGCUGGCGACGGCGGCGCAGAAAUCUGUGGAACGGUUUCGACGAGUUUUGGUUUGUUUCUGCAAGCUUUCUGGCUGGCUUGGCACCAAGGAACACGUACAAAUCGAGCUUUUUGGCUGCGUUCAGCUGGAUCGCAAUUCCCAUUUGAUCAUUCGAGGAGGAGCUCGGGUUUGUAAGUUA
Messenger RNA from Panicum virgatum (switchgrass), 1065 nucleotides. RefSeq names its product protein GLUTAMINE DUMPER 6-like. The record is from RefSeq and is a predicted model, not a curated record. The transcript has a single exon. The coding region runs from base 344 to 736 and encodes 130 amino acids. Gene Ontology annotation, biological process: regulation of amino acid export. Lineage: Eukaryota; Viridiplantae; Streptophyta; Magnoliopsida; Poales; Poaceae.